AUGAAUUCAUAAUGUGAUUAGCCUUUUUAAUAUAGACAACUACGAUCCUAAUCUCUUAGCCCAUAUAAUGAUUUCAAUCUUAUUAAGCAACUUAAACGAUAACUCCAUUACCCUCCAUAAAAAACACAAUAAUUGUCGUCUUUCGAAUAUAUGCAAAAUGAAGAAUAAAUUGAAACUAAUAUAAUUCACUCAGGUAAUUAACAACUUCUAAUUUAAAUAAGAUUCAAUCUAACAAUAUUGCAAAAUCAUUAAAAGUAGAAAGAAUUCAUUAAUUCUUGAAGCUAAUUCUAUUCCUAUCAAUCAAAUUGUCGGAUAAAGUUUGGAAAGCAAUCAAUUUAACAAUAUUGUUCCAAAGAUCAUUGUUGUCAAAAAUUUACAAUAAAAAUUAACAAAGAAAAAAUAAAAACCAUUAAAUCCUAUCAACCCUUAAGAUUGUAACGAUGACGAAACAAAUCAAUAAACUUUUAUUGGACCUAAUUCAAAUAAUGUAUCAUAGACUUAGACUAAAAGGGAUAUUGUGGCUAUCUUACCAUAAAUUAAAAAAUCUAAACUCAUUUUACCUGAUGAAUAACCUAUUAAAAGAUCAGCAAGAUAUGAAUAAUUAAUGGUAAUUAAAAAUAUUAAUUUAGAAAAAAACCUGUGAUGAACAACUCUAUGAAUUAUAAUCAUUAAUUAAGAAAAUGUAAAAGUAGCCAAUUGUGAAAAAAGAGAAAAAAGUUACUUUUCUCAUUUGA
Molecule: messenger RNA, 734 nt
Organism: Paramecium sonneborni
Lineage: Eukaryota; Ciliophora; Oligohymenophorea; Peniculida; Parameciidae
Source: the annotation of a GenBank genome assembly